AGCACUGCAAACAAGCACUGCAAGCACAAGCACACGGCACAGCGACGCCGAUCGAAGCCGCACAAGCACUGCAAACCAAGCACCGCAAACAUGCCGGCGAAAGUCAACCCGCUCACCCUCGAGAAGUGGACGCCGUCCGACGACGAAACGUUGCAGAGCGUCAUGGCCGGCAAGCUCCCGGACGUCUUUCGCGGGAGCCAGCCGAAGCCGCAGCCCGUGCCGACGCCGGCGGCCCAGUGGACGGCCAUGGCGGCCCACAUCUCGGCGAUCUUAGAUCAGACGCAGGAUAAACGAAGAUUCAUCCUGCACUACCCGCAGCAGGCGCCCUUCCAGGUCGCCGUCAUGUUCGACAUCGCCGAGCCCGUCAAAAAGUGCCCCGCCGGCGUCGGCGACGAGGGCGCGCCGCUGCUGGUCGCGCGCUACCGCAAGCACGACCCGGGCUGGGCCCCGGACGAGGCCAAGGAGGCCGUCGUCGACUUUUAUAAGCGGCAGCGCGACGGGUUCAUUCGCGAGGAGGCGGCCGUCGUGCAGCCCGGGGAGUCGAUCGUGGGCUUGGAGGCGCCCUCCAAAGAAUGCGUCGAGGAGUGCCUGCGACGGUUCGAGGCGAACGCGGAGUUGCUGGACUCGAGUUUUACGGACCGCUUCAGCGACUCGCCGGCGCGACGCCGUGUCGUUGAUUUAUCGCGUCGAUGGGAGAGUCGCGCUGAUCGCCGCCGCGCAGGUCAAGCCGACGUUCAUUGCCGCCAGAGCCGUCGAUCUGUCGAAGUUAGGUAAUGGCGCCUACGUGGAGCUGAAGGACAUGAAGACGGCCGGGUACGACGGGAUCCGGGGCCUCAUUCUAGCAAGGGCCGAGAACCACCCGGACCGGUGGGCCGUCGCGCCGAUCCACAAAAAACAUAAGAAGACCGUCGCGGCGCUCAAGCACGAGCGGCCCCUCGCGAUCAAGGACUCUUCUUUAGUUGUGGUGGACGCGUCGGAGGACGAGGACUCGGAGGACGACGUCGAGGACGCGGACUAGGGCGUAA
Pelagomonas calceolata is the source of this 1025-nucleotide messenger RNA. The record is from the annotation of a GenBank genome assembly. NCBI's taxonomy places the organism in Eukaryota, Pelagophyceae, Pelagomonadales, Pelagomonadaceae.